Molecule: messenger RNA, 1500 nt
Organism: Saxophila tyrrhenica
Lineage: Eukaryota; Fungi; Ascomycota; Dothideomycetes; Mycosphaerellales; Extremaceae
Exons: 1
Coding region: 1-1500 (499 amino acids)
Molecular function (GO): metal ion binding; ATP binding
Source: RefSeq, a predicted model, not a curated record
AUGUCGACUUACCAAGGACCAGGAGUAAGACAGAAAAACAUUGGUCUCAUCCUGCUCAGUCUGGCCUUCCUUCCAGUCGACACAUUCUUUACAAUAUGUGCGUUGGUAUCCUGCUAUAUCUCGCAACCUCUGGCCACCCGCCGUAGGAAUCAAGCGAGGCAAAAGUUCGACUUCAGUCCCAAGACCAUCCUCGUGACAGGAGUCGGGAUGACCAAAGGUCUGGUCAUUGCUCGAUCGUUCUACGAAGCCGGCCACAAUGUCGUCGGUGCAGAUUUUGAGCCCAGCGGAGCUCUGGCUUGUGGGCGAUUCUCGAGGUCGAUCUCCGAAUUUUUACCACUCCGUCCACCAAAGGCUGGCUCCGGCGCUGGGCCGUACAUCGAAAGUCUCCUGAGCAUUAUCAAGAGCGAAGGUGUGGAUCUCUGGGUCAGCUGUUCAGGUGUUGCGUCCGCAUUAGAAGAUGGCGAGGCCAAAGAGAUCAUCGAAGCACGAACUUCCUGCAAAGCUAUCCAAUUCGACAUGCGCACGACGCAGACGCUGCAUGAAAAGCACUCGUUCAUGCAGCAUACCAAGGACAUUGGCCUCACAGUCCCAGAUACCCAUUACAUCGCCAGCCGAGAAGCGGUUGAUGAUGCUCUGAAGAAGGCUCCAGAGGGACGCAAAUACAUCAUGAAACCGGUCGGUAUGGACGACGCUAACAGAGGCGACAUGACGCUCCUGCCUCGACCGUCUACCGUGGAGACAGCUGCACACUUGUCUAAGCUGAGGAUUUCGGAGAAGUCGUCUUGGAUUCUGCAGCAGUACAUCAGUGGCCCGGAAUACUGCACUCACUCGCUUGUGGUGAAGGGGCAGGUGAAGGCUUUUGUAGCUUGUCCGAGCGCUGAACUGCUCAUGCACUACGAAGCUCUGCCGUCUGACUCGAAACUCCACCGAGCUAUGCUAGACUUCACGCUGCAGUACGCGAGAAAUGGCGGCGAGAGCUUCACUGGUCACCUCAGCUUCGACUUCAUGAUCGACCAGAAUCAGAUGGAUGGCCCUCACAGUGUCCGGGAGGGAAUGACUCCGACACUGUAUCCGAUCGAGUGUAAUCCACGGGCACAUACCGCUGUCGUCCUCUUCAACGAAACUCAGGGCAUGCCGAGCGCUUACUUAUCGGUUCUCGAUGCUCCUCCUGCUGACUGGACUGGAAUUGACAUCGUCACACCGCACUCCAGCGACAAGUACUUCUGGAUCGGCCACGAUCUCGUCGAACUCUUGCUGCUCCCGCUUGUAUCGCUCUUGCUCAUGCAGCCCGCAGCAUCUCUUUCUGACUUGGCGAGCGGUUUCUCUACCUUCGUCAACCACGUCCUCUACUGGCGCGACGGCACGUUCGAGCGAUGGGACCCUCUUCCGUGGUGGUGUCUGUACCAUAUCUACUGGCCGAUGAGGUUCCUGCAGUCUUUCAACUCUGGGAAGGGCUGGAGUCGGAUUAAUGUCAGUACGACUAAGAUGUUUGAGUGCUGA